This is a messenger RNA of Pristis pectinata (smalltooth sawfish), 3046 nucleotides long. Its product is annotated as zinc finger protein 850-like. Gene Ontology annotation, molecular function: DNA-binding transcription factor activity, RNA polymerase II-specific; RNA polymerase II transcription regulatory region sequence-specific DNA binding. Lineage: Eukaryota; Metazoa; Chordata; Chondrichthyes; Rhinopristiformes; Pristidae. Bases 435 to 2849 code for a protein of 804 amino acids. The record is from RefSeq and is a predicted model, not a curated record. Gene Ontology annotation, biological process: regulation of transcription by RNA polymerase II. Gene Ontology annotation, cellular component: nucleus. The transcript is spliced from 3 exons.
UGGAGAAGGGUGUUUCGUUGCGCCCAGUAUGUUGCACGGGGCAAACAUCUAGUUCAGGAACUAACCGAUAUGUAUCACUGAGGCGCUGAUUCCGUAGUUAUAAACACCUUUGCUGCAUUGAAACCGGGUUCACUUAUCCGCGUCUGCAGCCUUUAACAAAUUAUUUGCUCGACGGAGUCUGCACAUACUGGAAGCUGGAGCAACAAGCAACCUGCCGGUGAACACAGCGGGCCGAGCAGCGUCUGUGGGAGGGGGACAGGAAUUGUCGACGUUUCGGGUCGAAACCCUGCAUCAGGGAUCAUCUGCUGAGUGGGCAGAGCGUAUUCCGUGUCCUGGAGCAUUCUGGGUAUCGGAAGCCGCCAUUGCACCGCGGAACAAAAUCCACACCGGCAGCUUCACAAGCGGCGAGAAGGAACGUGUCCUCAUCGAACGCAAUGGACCCACUUCAAUGCCCCAAAUGUGGCAAACACUUCAAGCGAUCCAGUGACCUACUGAGACACCAGCGGGAUCACAGCGGGGAGAGGCCGUUCACCUGCAGUGACUGUGGGAGGGGGUUCACUCGCUCGGCCAACCUGGUGACCCACCAGCGGGUCCACACUGGGGAGAAGCCGUUCACCUGCUCCGAGUGCGGGAAAGGAUUCACCCGCUCGUCCAACCUGGUGAUACACCGGCGGCUUCACACCGGAGAGAGGCCGUUCACCUGCUCCGAGUGCGGGAAGGGGUUCACCCGCUUGUCCAACCUGGUGAUACACCGGCGGGUCCACACCGGGGAGCGGCCGUUCACCUGCGCGGAGUGUGGGAAGGGGUUCACCCAGUCCUCUGACUUGGUCAUCCACCAGCGACUUCACACCACUGAGAAAUUAUUUACUUGCUCUGAGUGUGGCAAGGGAUUUGCCCGCUCAUCCGACCUGGUGAUACACCAGCGAAUUCACACCGGGGAGAAGCCAUUCACCUGCUCUGAGUGCGGGAAGGGGUUUAUCCGGAUAUCCAUCCUGCUGAGACACCAGCAAGUUCACACUGGUGAAAAGCCAUUCGCCUGCUCCAUGUGCAGAAAGGCAUUCGUUUGGUCAUCCGACCUCCAGAGGCACCAGCGAGUUCACACUGGGGAGAGGUCGUAUAUCUGCACUGAGUGCGGGAAGGGAUUCAUUUACUCCUCUAACCUGGUGACCCACCGGCAGCGGGUUCACACCAGGCUGUGGCCAUUCACCUGCUCCAAGUGCGGGAAGGGAUUCACUCAGUCGUCCCACCUGGAGACACACCAGCGGACGCACUCGGGAGAGAGGCCGUUCGCCUGCUCCCAGUGUGAGAAAAGGUUUGCUGCUGCUGCUUACCUGCUCAGACACCAGCGGACUCACAGCAAAGAAAGGCCGCUCACCUGCCCGGAAUGUGGGAAGGGAUUCGCUCGUUCCUCCAGCCUGCUGAUCCACCAGCGGGUCCACACCGGGGAGAGGCCUUUCACCUGCUCCGAGUGUGGGAAGGGAUUCACCAGGUCGUCCAGCCUGAUGAAACACCAGCGGGUCCACACCGGGCAGCGGCCCUUCACCUGCUCCGAGUGUGGGCAGAAGUUCACUCAGUCGUCCCACCUACUAAAGCACCAGCGGGUCCACACCAGGGAGAAACCGUUCACCUGUCCCGAGUGCGGAAUGGGAUUCACUCGGUCAUCCAAUCUCCUGAGGCACCAGCGAGUUCACACCCAGGAGAAAACUUAUCAGUGCUCUCACUGCGGGAGAAACUUCCAACGGCGCCGUGACCUGGCGAGGCACCGGCUGGUCCACAGCGGGGAGAGGCCGUUCGACUGCCCCGAGUGCGGGAAGAAAUUCGCCGAUUCUUCCCACCUGCUGAGACACCGGCGGGUCCACAGCGGGGAGAAGCCGUUCACCUGCCCCGAGUGCGGGAAGGGGUUCAGCCAGUCGUCCAAUCUGGUGACCCACCAGCAGAUUCACAGCGGGGAGAGGCCCUUCGUCUGCUCCGAAUGCGGGAAGGGGUUCACCGUGUCGUCUUACCUGCUGAGACACCAGCGGGUUCACACUGGGGAGAGGCCGUUCACCUGCUCGGAGUGCGGGAAGGGGUUCACUCGGUCAACGCAUCUGGUGAUGCACCAGCAUGUCCACAGCAGGGAGAGGCCGUUCACCUGCUCCGAGUGCGGGAAGGGAUUCACUCGGUCUUCUCACCUGCUGACACACCGACAAGUCCACACCGGCGAGAGGCCGUUCACCUGCUCGGAGUGCGGGAAGGGAUUCACUCGAUCGUCUGACCUGGUGAGCCAUCAGAUAGUUCACACCGGGGAGAGGCCGUUCACCUGCUCUCACUGCGGGAAGGGAUUCACCCAGUCCUCCAACCUGCUGAGGCACCAGCGGGUCCACACCAGGGAGAGGCCGUUCAUCUGCCCCGACUGUGGGAAGGGGUUCACGCGGUCCUCGAAUCUACUGACGCACCGGCGCGUUCACAUGGGAGAGAGGCCGUUCACCUGCUCCGAGUGCGGGAAGGGGUUCGCUCAGUCUUCCCACCUGCUGACACACCAGCGGGUCCACACCGGCGAGAGGCCGUUCACCUGUCCCGACUGCGGGAAGGUGUUCACUCAGUCCUCCCUCCUGGUGACCCACCAGCGACUGCACACCAGGGAGAGACCGUUCGUCUGCUCCGAGUGCGGGAAGGGAUUCAUGGAGUCAUCUACCCUGCUGACCCACCAGCGGAUCCACACUGGGGAGAGGCCGUUCACCUGCUCCGAGUGCGGCAAGGGGUUCACCCGGUCAUCUCACCUGCUGACCCACCAGCGAAUUCACACCAGGGGAGGAGGUAUAGCAGCGACAGCUGUAGGGCGGGAUCCACACAGUCAUUCAACCUUGUGAGACACCAGUGAGUUCACACCAAGGACAGAAACCAGGUGUGGAAUAUUUAAACACUUCAGCUACUAAAGGCACCAGCACUGGAGCCUGCAGUCAUUGUUGCUGCCAGGAUGAAAACCUACUUUUACUGCACUUGUGGUGCGUUUCUCCUGGUGCUAAUCCUUAAUGUCUGGGAGUUUAUUACUCCAAAUCUACAUCAA